AUGAGGUCACUCGGUGUGUGUGUUGUGGUAACCCUGGCUGCUGCCGUCGGCUGCGUGCCGCUAUCAGACGUCACUGUGGAGGAUGAAGGAUUUGCAGAGAGCUACCUGAAGAAAUUCUUCAACCUGACAGAGGAGAGGAGUCCAGUGGGUCGACGGGGGAUCAGCCCCGUGACCAGGAAGCUGAGUGACAUGCAGAGAUUCUUUGGCCUCCACAUCACGGGGACUCUGGAUGCCGACACCCUGACGCUGAUGAAGAAGCCCCGCUGUGGCGUUCCAGACGGAAAGAUGGCCCGUUUCUCCACCUUUGGAGGCGACCUCAAGUGGGACAAAAACAGGCUCACGUACAGGAUCGUGAACUACACACCUGACAUGUCUGCAGCAGAGGUGGACGACUCCAUGGACAGAGCUCUGCAGGUUUGGGCCAGAGUUACUCCUCUGAGGUUCUCAAGAAUCUACAGUGGUACCGCUGACAUCAUGAUCUCCUUCGGUCGCCGGGCACAUGGGGAUUACUACCCCUUUGAUGGACCCGAUGGCACUCUUGCCCAUGCCUUCGCCCCGGCUUCCGGCAUCGGAGGAGAUGCCCAUUUUGACGACGAUGAACCCUUCACAUUUCGCUCAAACUCAGGCUACGUCCUCUUCAUGGUUGCUGCUCAUGAGUUCGGUCACUCUCUGGGCUUGUCUCACUCUGAUGAUCCUGGUGCCCUCAUGUAUCCUGUGUACUCGUACAGAAACCCCGACACCUUCGUGCUGCCACGAGAUGAUAUCAACGGCAUCCAGUCCCUCUAUGGUCCAAACCCUGACGUAGAUCCGCGUGAGCCUAGACCUACAGCCCCCACCACCCCUGACGCCUGCGACUCAACCAUGGUCUUGGAUGCUGUGACCACUCUGAGAGGAGAGAUGCUCUUCUUCAAGGACAGCUUCCUCUGGCGUAGCUACCCUCAGAGCAAUACCCCUCAGCAAACUCUCAUCACAAACUUCUGGCCGAGUGCCCCAGUCAACAUCGAUGCUGCCUAUGAGAGCCGACAAUCUGACAGAAUUUUUCUCUUCAAAGGUCGUAGAGUGUGGGCCUUCAGCGGCUAUAGGGCUGUACCCGGCUAUCCUAAAAAACUGAAUGCUUUUGGUCUGCCAAAAAGCGUGAGAAACAUCGACGCUGCCCUCUACGACGUGGAAUCUGGAAAAACUCUCUUCUUUGUCGGCGACUACUACUUCAGUUAUGAUGAGGCUAGAAAGUCUAUGGACCAAGGAUUGCCCAAACGGGUGGAUCAGACCUUCACUGGCCUGACCAGCAAGGUGACGGCAGCUUUCCAGUACAGAGGUUUCAGCUACGUCUACAGCGGACCCUACAUGUUUGAGUACAACCUGAGGACCGGGAGGUUGUUCCGUGUGCUGAGGAACAGCUACUAUCUGCGCUGCACCAACUUUUAAACUGUCUGAUUUGAAUCGUGGUGGUCACUCACAUAGAGGAAGAAUGAAUGUACAACCACAGUAUUAAACUUUUUUAAUGAUUUCUGUUCUAGAAAUGAUGUUUUCUACAAUUAUUUCUAUCACAUGUAUGCAGAGCUGUAACCAAAGUAUAUAAGA
Molecule: messenger RNA, 1581 nt
Organism: Stegastes partitus (bicolor damselfish)
Lineage: Eukaryota; Metazoa; Chordata; Actinopteri; Pomacentridae
Product: collagenase 3-like
Exons: 10
Coding region: 1-1425 (474 amino acids)
Biological process (GO): extracellular matrix organization; collagen catabolic process; proteolysis
Cellular component (GO): extracellular matrix
Molecular function (GO): metalloendopeptidase activity; zinc ion binding
Source: RefSeq, a predicted model, not a curated record